Molecule: messenger RNA, 3778 nt
Organism: Cylas formicarius (sweet potato weevil)
Lineage: Eukaryota; Metazoa; Arthropoda; Insecta; Coleoptera; Brentidae
Product: amyloid-beta-like protein
Exons: 9
Coding region: 73-2385 (770 amino acids)
Biological process (GO): axonogenesis; central nervous system development
Cellular component (GO): neuronal cell body; membrane; neuron projection
Molecular function (GO): heparin binding; transition metal ion binding
Source: RefSeq, a predicted model, not a curated record
GCCAUUUAGUAGUGAUCCCACCCAACAGUGAGCAAGUUGGUGUGUGUCGCGCCGUACAGAGUGAAAAACUUAAUGAAAAUGUUGCGAUUAGCGACAUUUGUCGGUGUCCUGACGGUAUUUACGUGGAAUUUAAGCGGAAUAACGGGUUUGGACAACAGUAUUAGUUCGGGAGGCACCGUGUCACAUUUUGAGCCACAAGUGGCGAUGCUCUGCGAUGCCGGUCUCCAUGGACAAGAAGCUUACCAUCCUAAAUUCAUGACGGAGCAAGGCGAGUGGUUGUCCGACUUGUAUUCGAAAGCAGCCUGCUUCAAAGACAAAAUGGAUAUUUUAAAUUACUGCAAAAAGGUGUAUCCCAAAAGGGACAUCACCAACAUAGUCGAGAGCAGCCACUACUUAAAAAUUGGAUCAUGGUGUCGGGCCGGUGCUACUGUAGGUUCACAAUCCAGAGGGAAAUGCAAAACUGCAAGAUGGGUCAAGCCGUUUAGAUGUUUAGAGGGUCCAUUCCAAUCAGACGCUCUUCUAGUCCCAGAGAAUUGCAUGUUUGAUCACAUUCACAACCAAAGCAACUGCUGGACAUUCUCCAAGUGGAACUCAACCGCGGGAACGGCGUGUCAGGAAAAAGGGCUCCAAUUGCGCUCGUUCGCCAUGCUGCUACCUUGCGGGAUAUCGCUGUUCAGCGGCGUAGAGUUCGUUUGCUGCCCCAAACAUUUUAAAGAUAGUGUAAAACCCAAAAAGCAAGUUGACUUGACGAUUCUGAAAAAAGAGCAAGACGUUUUCUCCGACACAUUCGACGAUUCCGACGAUUCCGACGAGGACGACGACAAAGACGACUUGGAAGAUCUUGCCGACGAUACCGAGCUCGCCGACGAUCCUAGUAUCGAUGACGAUGACGAUGAGGACGAAGACGACGACGAUUACGAUGACCCCGAUUGGGAUACGACGCAGCAAAGCACAACAACCGCGUUUAAGUCUUCUACGAGCACCACCAGUACGACGACAAGUACGACCACCACUACGCAGAGGACCACGACGGAAGCUACUCCGGAUCCAUAUUUCACUCACUUCGAUCCCAGAAACGAGCAUCAGAGUUAUAGGGAGGCGCAGGAACGUCUCGAGGAAACGCACAGAGAGAAGGUCACUAGAGUUAUGAAAGACUGGUCCGAUUUAGAGGAACGAUACCAAGAUAUGCGAUCGACGGAUCCCAGGGGCGCAGACGAGUUUAAGCAGAGAAUGACUCAGAGAUUCCAACAGACCGUUCAAGCUUUGGAAGAGGAGGGUGACGCCGAGAAGCAUCAGUUGGCCGCGAUGCACCAACAAAGGGUGUUGGCGCAUAUUAAUCAAAGAAAGAAGGAAGCCAUGACGUGUUACACUCAAGCCCUGAAUGAAAAUCCGCCAAACACGCAUAGGGUGCAAAAAUGCUUGCAAAAACUACUUCGUUCCCUUCACAAAGACCGCGCGCAUGCGAUCAGCCACUACCGCCACCUGCUGGCCAGUAGCAUAGAAGCGGCCGCUCGAGAACAGCCAAGAGUUCUUGAACGCUUAACAGAUAUCGAUCGGACCGUUAAUCAAAGUAUGCAGAUGUUGAAACGCUAUCCGGAACUGUCCGCUAAAAUUGGUCAACUGAUGGACGACUACAUUCAGGCUUUGAGAUCGAAAGACGAAACUCCCGGUUCGCUUUUAGCCAUGACAGCGGACGCCGAGCAGGCAAUUUUGGACAAAUAUAAAUCCGAAACCGCCAAUAAGCAAGCGGAGAGAGAGCGACAAAGAAUCCAAGAGAAAGAGAGGAAGGAACAGAGGAAAAAGGAAAGGGCGGAGUUGAAAGAGGAGAAGAAAAGAGUGGAAGCUGCUUUAGGCAAAAAGAUUAGUAAUUUUGAUGACGAGGAUAUGGAAGACGAAUCUGUUCCUGAUGAGAAGCCUUCCACCCCAGUAUUCAUUGGCUCCACGGCCGAGAGUACCGUAUCCGAAGCGGUUAGCAAUUUCGUUACGGCUACCACUAACCGUAAAGAGGUGGACGACGUUGCGGUACAAGAGGCUGUAGAGGAGGUGGCAAAAGCCACUGCUCACCGACAGGACGUUAUCAAAGUAGCUCAUAUUAUGUCGCAUGAUAUCAGCCACGGGGAACCAAGUUACUCAGUGAGGCGAGAAGUAUAUGGUAGAAAGGAAGGCCGCAGCGUGUACUUCACUCUCGCCUUUGCCGGAAUGGCACUAAUGGCGGCAAUAGUGGUAGGAGUCGCCGUAGCACGUCGCAGAUCGGUCCGAUCGCCUCAGAGCCAAGGCUUCGUGGAAGUGGACCAAGCCGCCACACCCGAAGAAAGACACGUCGCCAACAUGCAAAUCAACGGUUAUGAAAAUCCGACUUAUAAAUACUUUGAGGUAAAAGAAUAAGCCGUCUAAAAAAAAAAAAAAAAUUAAAAACCGACGUGUUCGGACUUUUGAUUUUGUUGAUUUUGUAUAUUUCCUGAUAUUAUUUUUAAGAUCUGUGGUUUUUAUAUUUUGUUAAGUUUGAGCUAUUUGAGUAGGGUGAUUCGAUCAUUCCAUUUCGGUUAGUCGUUUUUCAAUUUCCCGGACCGCAGAAUCGCCGAAACUAUAAACUUUUGGCGUCGUUUUUGCUUGCGCGUUUUCCUUCUUUUCGUUUUAGACAUUCGUACUUAAAAUAAUCUGAGGCAACUUGAUAAUAAUUCAACAUAUGCAAAAAAGUAUAUAUAGAUAUUUUGGGAAAUUACGGAUACUUUUAAUAGGGAAAGUAAUUAAGUUUUGCAUAUGAAGUCCACGUAUUAAUAUUAUGUAAUCGGUCUCUCGCGGUACCGUAAUUAUACGUGAGCGCGUAGCUUUUAAAAAUUGAAUAGGUAGGUAGCUAAAACUGAUGGCGUGUAAUUACGAUACGCGGCCCUAGCAGCUAGACACUAUAUGGUACCCUCCAUAACGUAUUAAUAAAAAUUUAGAUUGUAACCGCAUGUUACUUGACAGCUUUUGUACAAAGUCGUUUUAUUUUUGUUACAAAUCUAAAGAGCUCUCUUCACCGUACGUUUUUGCUGGAGUUUUGGGCGACUUACGAUAUAUCGAAAGUUGUAUAGACUUCGGGAAAUCGACUCAUUACUCGAGGUGCAAGUUAAAUUGUUAUCCGCGCGUCGGAAACGCAUUUAAUACUGAAACAGUUUCCGAUAAUUUGGAAUUUUAGAGUAAAGGAUACAAUUUGGCAAGCAAGUUUUCAAUUUUUGAUAUAGCACAAUAAAUAACUGAAUAGCUUUGCAAUCCUAUCUUUGAAUAAUUUCCUUCAGAAACGGAAAUACGUUAACUUGGGUUUAUUAAAAUGUGGGUUACAAACUGUCGGUGACGAUAGUAUGUUCCAGGAGAGUGAAUUUACCAAGAUAGGCUUGUAACUGUACGACGUGUGUCAUAUCAAAAUUACUUUGUGAAUCUCAUUUUUCAUUACUUCUUUGGAAAGGUUUUACUUCAAUCAUUCUUUAUUUUUUAAUUGAACAAGCUUUAAGAAUUAUAAAUAUAGCUUAAUGUGUACAGACUUAGGGGUGUCUAAGAAUUAAUUCAAUAAAAAUACAGUAGACCAUAUUUAGGACAGAAAAAUUUUACCUAAACAUGGACGUGUGUUCGAUGUUCGUAAUAAAAUCUAUUUCGUACUGUUUCAUAAAGAAAAUUCGAUCACUUUUCUUCUGUUUCAAGAUGUAUGAGUUUUCAUUUCUUUAAUUAUUAGAUUAGUUUUAGAUAUUAAUGUUUUGUGGCCAUGUAAUUUUAAAUUUAAUGUAAUAAAUAAUUAAAUUAU